CAUGACGCUGUAUCUAGCUACUGUCAUGCUGGUAUAAAUCCUCCUCCAUAUGUUGAGUCAGUCCUUUCUCCACGCAAGGCUGCCGUGUUUCUAAAAGUCCAGGCUACAAAGUAGCUGCGACUUACUCUUCAGUCAUGACUGACCAGGCUUUUGUGACGUUGGCUACCAAUGACAACUAUGCAAGGGGAGCCAUGGUUUUGGGCCAGUCCCUGCGCGCACACAGCACAUCCAAGAAGCUGGUGGCCCUCAUUGGUCCCCAUGUGUCAGACCCCUGCCAGUUGGUUCUGAAGAAGAUCUAUGACGAGGUGAGGUUGGUGGAUGUGCUGGACAGUGGUGACACAGCUCACCUGGCGAUGAUGAAGAGGCCUGACCUGGGGGUCACCUUCACCAAACUCCACUGCUGGACGCUCACACAUUACUCAAAAUGUGUCUUCAUGGACGCCGACACACUGGUGGUUUCAAAUAUAGAUGAGCUGUUUGACAAAGAAGAAUUGUCAGCUGCUCCGGACCCUGGCUGGCCUGACUGCUUCAACUCCGGUGUGUUUGUUUUUCGUCCUUCUUUGGAGACCUAUGGCAAACUUCUUCAGCAUUGUACAGAGCACGGCAGCUUUGAUGGGGGAGACCAAGGUGUUUUGAAUGGCUUCUUCAGUGACUGGGCAACAGCUGAUAUAUCAAAACAUCUCCCUUUCAUCUACAACCUCAGCAGCAUAGCCAUCUACACUUACCUUCCAGCAUUCAAGCAAUAUGGUAGCAAUGCCAAGGUGGUUCAUUUCCUCGGGAAGACCAAGCCGUGGAGCUACACAUUUGACCCCAAAGCCAAACGGAUCAGAGGAGACGUGCAGGAGGCGGCCACACAUCCUCCCUUCCUCCUGGAGUGGUGGACCCUGUACUGUAGCACUGUGGUGCCCAUGCUGCACGAGCACUACGGAGACCAGCCUUUCCACUCCGGAUGUGUGGAGGAGGAGAUCCACUCAUCACAUGCACAAGCAGCCCCGCCCCCCUUGACUUCAGAGGAACGGAAGCAGAAAUGGGAGCAAGGUCAGGCAGACUACAUGGGAAUGGACUCAUUUGAAAAUAUCCAGAAAAAGCUUGAUUCUUUCCUCGUUUAAAGACAGAAUGAAGCAUAAUGUCAAAAGAGCACAUGCAGUUUAAUAAACUGACUCCCCAGCUCUUUCAAAACUCUAAUGCAAGUUUAGUCCUUCAUUUCCCAUCAAUUUGUCAACUAGAAAUUGGUUGAGUUUCUCCCUUACCCACCACUACCCCCUCCCAACUCCAAAGACAGUGCUGUUUAAAUGGGAAAUGUAGUCACAACUCUGCAAACAGCCUCAGUCUUCUGUUGAAGUCUGUCUAUCAUUUAAGCCUGUCACUAGCAUCUUUUGUGCUGCACUGUGAAGAAGGCAAGGCCAAACAAGAUUUAUAGUAACAUGAAAUUAAUAUUUUUUUGUACUCACAUCAAACACUGUGCCAAAUUCAUAAUAUUUUUUCUAUAUCACUGCCCUUUUAUAAAAUCAAAAUGGCAACAUAUCCAAGAGCUCUACAGAUGAAGUGGGCCUCUUAUGUCUGUGUGACUAAGCUUUGCAUAGCACUUACAUUUGUAUUUUUUCUUUCUUUUUUACUAUUCAUUCAGUAGAUGAUAAAGUAGCAUGUAUAGCAGUCUUAUGAACUUUAAACUUUUUGGUGAAGUUCUCAGAACUUGAUUUCUUUUUUUCUUUUGAAAUGAAACUAAUAGCCUGUUUUUACAUAUAUAAAAUGUUUACAACAUGUUUGUUUGUACUGAAAGCUGCCUACUAUGGUUCCUGUUUCUUUCAACCAUGAUGGGUCUUCAGUCAGCCUUAUCAUACACUAAAACCUCAGUGCCUGGUAGAGACUCUGAUGUCUCUUGCUCUCUCUCUCCAAUCAUCCUGUCCUAUCUGCUCUUGACUAGCACUUCUUUCUACUGUCUUUACAAUAAGGUGAUUUAGCUUUUUAGCGCACUGCUGUUUUACUUGACCCGAAUGUUGCCUGUACCACGGAGCCUUUCACCUGGAAAAAAUAAACAUCAUCGAAAAUGUUGAA
Myripristis murdjan (pinecone soldierfish) is the source of this 2055-nucleotide messenger RNA. It is a transcript of the gene gyg1b, whose product is annotated as glycogenin 1b. The coding region runs from base 135 to 1109 and encodes 324 amino acids. The record is from RefSeq and is a predicted model, not a curated record. The transcript is spliced from 7 exons. Gene Ontology annotation, molecular function: glycosyltransferase activity. Lineage: Eukaryota; Metazoa; Chordata; Actinopteri; Holocentriformes; Holocentridae.